AUGGCUCAUUCCAUUUGUUUCAUGGCAUUUCAGGUCUUGGCAGUGAUGCUCUUUGUUUCCUAUGAGGUGCAAGCUCAGCAAAUUUGCAAAUCACAUAGCCAAACCUUCAAAGGAUUAUGUUUUACCGACUCGUCGUGUGGAAAAGCUUGUCUCACAGAGGAGUUUAUAGAUGGACAUUGUAGCAAACUCCUAAGAAUGUGCCUAUGCACAAAGAUUUGUGUAUUUGACAAAAUUUCAAAUGAAGUUAAAACAACUUUGGGUGGGGAAGCAAAAUUUUUUAAGUGAAGCUUUGCUUGAAGAAGAGAUUAUGAUGGAGUAAUAAAGUGAGAUUAAUGAAUGAUUUGAGUG
Messenger RNA from Solanum tuberosum (potato), 348 nucleotides. Its product is annotated as defensin-like protein. The record is from RefSeq and is a predicted model, not a curated record. The transcript has 2 exons. NCBI's taxonomy places the organism in Eukaryota, Viridiplantae, Streptophyta, Magnoliopsida, Solanales, Solanaceae. Gene Ontology annotation, biological process: defense response. Bases 1 to 285 code for a protein of 94 amino acids.